GACAGUCGCAGCAGCAGCAGUUAUGCCUGUUGCUGGUCCGGAUCUCCACGGAGCGCUCAUGUCCCAGCAGAGAACUUCACCGCCCGGAGACCGCAGUCCACUCAAGACCCGAGGAUAAUACGUCUAAUAAUACAAUUAAUAACAAUAUUGGAAUAAGAAUUCUGGUGUGAGUAGAGUUGGAUGUGGCAGAGGCAGCGCAGGCAGCGCAGGCAGCGCAGGCGGAGAGUCCGCAGUUUAUUAAGAAGAGGAACCGCAGGCUGAACGUGGACAAUCAUGCAUGUGCUCCUCUGGGGUCUGGGCUUCCUGCUUCUCCCGGAUUAUUUCAUGAAUGUCGCCGCAUCUACGGGGAGAUUACUUUUGAAUUCCAGCACAGUAAAAGAGGAAGUUGGCUCGUAUGAGAUUGUAACGCCAGUGCGAGUGGACGAAGCCGGGGACACGUUUCCACCCAGCGUCCACUUCCGAAGGAAAAGACGGAGUCUGGACGAGAGCGACGCCGCGGAUCACUGGACGUCUCCAAAUAUCCACUACAGGAUUUCUGCUUUUGGACAGAACUUUCAACUAAACCUCACGCUGGACUCGGGAUUUAUCGCACCUUCAUACACUGUGACAAUACUCGGACUACCACCAGGGGGCAACCUAACGGAUUAUUCUAUGGAUGUUGGGAUGAACGAGGACGAGGAGGAGGAGGAGGAGGAGGAGGAGGACACAGAGUUAAGACACUGCUUCUAUAAAGGACACGUAAAUGCACAGGAAGAACAUGCCGCCGUCAUCAGUCUGUGCUCCGGACUGCUUGGCACUUUCAGGUCUCCAGAGGGGGAGUUUUUUGUGGAGCCCCUGCAAACUUAUCAAGGAGAACACUAUGAAGAGGAACACACAAAACCUCAUGUUGUUUACAAGAAGAGUGCACCCAAGAAACAAACCCCCGGGGAGGAGAUCUCUGCUUGUGACACUUCAGGACACAAACACAGACAGAAGAGGCACACGCUGCAGAGAAGGCCCGCAGCCGCCGUGACCACCGGGUCCACUGCUGCCCCUGUGGUCAGCGCCGGUAUGUUCGGCGAUGUGGAGUCGCUGAGUUCCCGUCUGGCCAGCGGUGAUUUACUGGGAUCACAGAGCAGUGGCGGCGGUGCCAGCGCUCCACCUUCAAACGGCAGCAGCGGCGACUCGGGACCUCACAGGAGAUCAAAACGCUUCCUCUCCUACCCACGCUUUGUGGAGGUCAUGCUGGUGGCCGACAACAAAAUGGUGGAGCAUCACGGAGGCAACCUGCAGCACUACAUCCUCACACUGAUGUCCAUAGUCUCUUCCAUCUACAAGGACCCCAGCAUUGGAAACCUGAUUAACAUUGUGAUCGUGAAGUUAGUCAUAAUAAACGACGAGCUGGACGGUCCAGCCAUUUCAUUUAAUGCACAGACCACUUUAAAGAACUUCUGCAUUUGGCAGCAGAGCCAGAACACUGUGGACGACAACCACCACUCCCACCAUGACACGGCCAUCCUCAUCACCAGACAGGACAUCUGCAGAGCGCGAGACAAAUGUGACACCUUAGGUCUUGCAGAGUUGGGCACAGUGUGUGAUCCGUACAGAAGCUGCAGCAUCAGCGAGGACAACGGACUCAGCACCGCGUUCACCAUCGCCCAUGAACUUGGUCAUGUGUUCAACAUGCCUCAUGACGACAGUAACAAGUGUAGGGAGGACGGAGUUAAGAUUCAGCAACACGUGAUGGCUCCCACGCUCAACUACAACACAAACCCUUGGAUGUGGUCCAAGUGUAGCAGGAAGUACAUCACAGAGUUCCUCGACACAGGAUAUGGCGAGUGCUUGCUCGACGAGCCCGUCUCUGGGCCGUACAGUCUCCCGCAGCAGCUGCCCGGACGGAUAUACAGUGUCAAUAAACAGUGUGAAUUGAUAUUUGGGCCGGGGACGCAGGUGUGCCCUUAUAUGACUCAGUGUCGCAGACUGUGGUGCACCAGUCCAGAAGGCGCCCAGCAGGGAUGCAGGACCCAACACAUGCCAUGGGCAGACGGCACAGACUGCGCUCCUGGAAGGCACUGCAAACACGGCGUGUGCAUCAUCAAAGAGCAGGACACGGCACCUGUGGAGGGGGCGUGGGGAGUCUGGAGCCCGUUCGGUACCUGCUCACGGACGUGCGGCGGAGGCAUCAAGAUCGCCGAGCGCGAGUGCAACCGACCUGUGCCCAGGAACGGGGGACAGUAUUGCGUCGGACGCCGAAUGAAGUUCCGCUCGUGUAACUCUGAGCCCUGCUCCAAGCAGAAGAAGGACUUCAGGGAGGAGCAGUGCGCCGCCUUUGACGGCAGACACUUCAACAUCAACGGUCUACCUCCUAAUGUUCGCUGGGUGCCCAAGUACAGCGGAAUCUUGAUGAAGGACAGGUGUAAGCUGUUCUGCAGGGUGGCAGGCAGCACGGCCUACUAUCAGCUCAGGGACCGGGUCAUUGAUGGCACGCCGUGUGGACCUGAUACCAACGACAUCUGUGUCCAGGGCCUGUGUAGGCAGGCCGGCUGCGACCACGUGUUGAACUCUAAAGCCAGGAGGGACAAAUGUGGCGUGUGUGGGGGUGACAACUCCUCCUGUAAGACUGUGGCAGGAACCUUCAACACUGUCCGCUAUGGCUAUAACGAAGUGGUGCGAAUACCCAGCGGUGCUACAAAUAUAGACGUGCGUCAACACAGCUACUCAGGGAAGCCAGAGGAUGACAACUACCUCGCCGUAUCAAACAGCCGCGGAGAGUUCCUGUUUAACGGAGACUUGGUCGUGAGCAUGUUCAAAAGGGAAAUCAAAGUGGGAAACGCCGUCAUCGAGUACAGCGGCUCUGACCACGUCAUCGAGAGGAUCAACUGCACCGACCGCAUCGAAGAGGAGCUCACUGUCCAGGUGCUGUCUGUGGGGAACCUGUACAACCCAGACGUCAGGUACUCCUUUAACAUCCCCAUUGAGGACAAACCUCAGCAGUUCUUCUGGGAUGCCUAUGGGCCCUGGCAGGAGUGCACCCGCCUGUGCCAAGGGGAGCGAAAGCGCAAGAUUCUCUGCAACAGGGAGUCGGACAGAGUCGUUGUGUCAGACCAGAGGUGUCACGGUACGGCCAGACCCGCCGUCAUCACCGAGACCUGCAAUACUGAAUGUGAACUCAGGUGGCACGUGGCCCGCAAGAGUGAGUGCACGGCUCAGUGUGGCCCGGGAUAUCGCACCCUGGAGCUGUACUGUGCCAAAAUGAGCCGCGCAGACGGAAAGACCCAGAAAGUCGACGACCGCUACUGCAGCGGCCAGCGCAAACCGGACGACAAGGAAGGUUGCCAUGGAGACUGCAACCCCGGCGGCUGGGAGUACUCGCCUUGGUCAGAGUGCUCCAAGAGCUGCGGAGGCGGAAACCGCCGCCGAGGGGCCGUUUGUCGGAAGGCGGCCGAGGCCGGCGGCGACGAGAGCAAGUGCAGUCAAAGGGACAAGCAGACCGUCCAACCCUGCAAUGAAUUCCUCUGUCCUCAGUGGAAGACUGGGGACUGGUCUGAGUGCCUGGUGACGUGUGGGAAAGGCUACAAGCACCGGCAGACGUGGUGUCAGUUCGGCGAGGACCGUCUGGACGAUCGCUUCUGCAGCUCGUCUAAGCCCGAGUCUGUGCAGACGUGUCAGCAGCAGGAGUGUGCGUCCUGGCAGGUCGGACCCUGGGGACAGUGCACGACCUCGUGUGGUCCCGGCUACCAGACGAGAGCGGUGAAGUGUGUGGUCGGUUCUUAUGGCGCCGUCAUGGAUGACACCGAAUGUAACGCCGCCACUCGACCCACAGACACCCAGGACUGUGAACUGGCUCAGUGUCCCAGCAGCCACCCUGUCCCCCCCGGAACCAAAGUCCCCUCCGACCUGAGUCACAAAACCCAGUGGCGGUUUGGUUCCUGGACUCAGUGCACGGCCAGCUGCGGCAAAGGUACAAGGAUGCGCUACGUGAGUUGCCGCGACAACCAGGGCGGCGUGGCAGAGGAGGCGGCCUGCGCUCACCUCCCAAAACCUCCCGCCAGAGAAGUGUGCUCAGCAGUGGCCUGUGGACAGUGGAAAGUGCUGGAGUGGACAGUGUGCUCGGUAACCUGUGGCCAGGGGAAGACGACGCGGCAGGUAUUGUGCGUCAUCAACGACCAAGAAGUGAACGCCAGCGAGUGUGACCCGGAUGAUCGUCCAGCCGCAGAGCAGGACUGCGCCAUGUCCCAGUGCCCGUCCCGCUCCAGCGAGAACCGACAUCUGCCGUCCUCACCAAACUCCAGCUCCAGGAACCUCCUGCCGCGCAGCCAAGCCCACCAAUGGCGGACUGGACCCUGGGGCGCAUGCUCCAGCACAUGUGCGGGAGGUUUCCAGCGGCGCGUGGUCGUGUGCCAGGAUGAGAACGGCUACCCGGCCAGCAGCUGCGAGGACCGCAGUCGGCCAAGUGAGCAGCGAUCCUGCGAGUCAGGCCCGUGUCCACAGUGGGUCUAUGGCAACUGGGGAGAGUGCACCAAGCCGUGUGGCGGCGGCAUAAAGACCAGGCUGGUGGUGUGUCAGCGUCCAAACGGCGAGCGCUUCAACGACCUGAGCUGCGAGAUCCACGACAGGCCGCCGGACCGCGAGCAGUGCAACACUCAGCCGUGCCCGUCGAGCCCCCACUGGAACACAGACCCAUGGAGCUCGUGCUCGGCCUCCUGCGGCAGAGGCUUCAAAACCCGUAAGGUGAGCUGCGUGACCGGGUCCGGCCGCCCGGUCCCGGAGGAGAACUGCCAGCACCUGUCCGCCAAACCCGGCAAGCACCGGCGCUGCCGAGGCGGACGCUGCCCCAAGUGGAAGACUGGUGACUGGGGAGAGUGUUCGGCUUCAUGUGGAGACGGAGUCCAGCGCAGAGACGUCUUCUGUCACAACGGCGAGCGCCGACGUUCACACCAGAGCGGCUGCUCCCAGCGCUCGAGGCCCACGAGCAGCCAGACCUGCCGACGGGCAGAGUGUCCGCUGUCCCGCUACCGAUGGAGGGAAGGAGAGUGGCGGGGGUGCAGUAAGUCGUGUGGUUCGGGCCACAGGCGGCGAACCCUGCAGUGUGUGGACCACAACCAGCAGGAAGUCCAUGAGAUGUACUGCGUGAACCGGAUCAGACCUCCAAAGAUCGAAACCUGCAACACACACGCCUGCGAUCACAUCUGGAUCACAGGGGAAUGGACUGAGUGCUCAGCCAGCUGUGGCCAAGGUUACCGCCAGCGUCUGAUCUCCUGCAGCGAGGUGCAUGUGGAGAACGACAACUAUGAGUACGGACAUCAGUCUCUGUCCAACUGCCCCGGGACUCCUCCUGAGAGCUACGUGCCAUGUAGCCUGGAACCGUGCCGGCCCACACGGGUGUGGAGGGUUGGAACCUGGGGAGCGUGUUCAGUGAGCUGUGGGGACGGCGUCACAGAGAGGACGGUGCGGUGUGUGUCCACAGACGGUCAAGAGAGCGAUACUUGUUCUCCGGACACGAAGCCGGACGGCACAAAAGUCUGCAGAAACCCAAGCUGCCAUUUGCCGUCCAGCUGUCAGGACGUCCAGAGCAGGAACGGCGGCCCGCUCACAGACGGCGAACACUUUCUCAACAUUCAAGGAAAAACACUCAAGGUGUACUGUGCAGGGAUGCAGACAGACUCUCCUCAUGAGUUUGUCACCUUGACGACGGGAGAAGGCGAGAAUUUCUCAGAGAUCUUUGGCUUCAGGUUAAACGACCCCACUCAGUGUCCAGCGAACGGAUCCAGAAGAUCAGACUGUGACUGUCGCAGAGAUUACACAUCUGCAGGAAUCACAACUUUCUCUAAAGUCAGACUGGACAUCGACAACAUGAUCAUCAUCACGACAGACUGGCAGUUUGCUUUCACCCGAGAGGGAAAGAGCGUUCCGUUCGCCACAGCUGGAGACUGUUACAGCGCCGCCAACUGUCCGCAGGGUCAGUUCAGAAUCAACCUCUCAGGGACCGGUUUGAAGGUGACGGCGGAGACUUCGUGGAUCUCACAGGGAAACUACGCUGUGGCUGAUGUGCGAAAAUCACAGGAUGGCAGCAGAGUGUCAGGAAUGUGUGGAGGCUACUGUGGGAAAUGUACCCCGUCCUCUGGCUCCAGUCUGCCUGUGGCUGUGGAAAAAGACUAACACCGUAAAACCAAAAAACCAUAAACAAUCCAACACACUGUCAAUCAAAUACAGGAUGUAGAAACCCUGACCCGUGACACCUCAACUGUUUACAUGUUUCCCUCCAGAUUUCACUUCCUGUUCAUCUCAGCAGAUCUUCUUCUUUUUCUUCUUCUUCUUCUUCUUCUUCUUCGCCACGUGCAACAACGUCACCUCCUCUUUGGGUGCUACGACCAAACCGCAGCUCGGACCCCGUCCGUCACGUGACCUCCAACCACACUGUGUAGAAUGUAAAUGACUCUGGUGUAAGUACUGUACAUAUCAGGAUUACAAGUCUUCUUAUUUAUUUUACUUGUAUUGUGAUGUAAAUGAACGUGUCUCGUCUCGUGGACAGCGAUGGUCUGUGUCCACACUGCAUGUGUUACAGAUUAUGGAUUAUAUGAUGUCUGGUUUUCAUGCAGUGAGGAGGUUUUGUGGACUACUGCACUACACUGUUCUGUCAUAAGCAGCUCUUUGUUUUUAACUGAAUGUAUUUUUUGUUUUUAUUCGAUUUCCACUAACGAGAAGUUUUUACAAACAGUUGCUGGGAAUGCAUCCACCCUGUCAGUCACACGUCGCUGUUGUUGUUGUUGUUGUUGUUGUUGUUGUUGUUGUUGUUGUUGUUGAUUCAGGCUCGGCGUAUCUGUUUCCAGGCUGUAACUCGGGAGCUGUACAGUGUUCUAAAUUAAGGGGACAGUAAAUUUAGUGACGUAUAAUGGUGAGACCGAUCCCUGUGUUCCUCAGCUCGUCAGGGAACUACGGUGGUUUAUCUUAGUUUGCAGUUUGUCCAUUCAGGCUCCUGUAGAAACAUGGUGGCACAAGAUGUCAGCUCCGUAAAGUAAGGCCCUCGCCUAAAGUACAUAAAAAUAAAUAUAUGAAACCAAAUCAUUAUAAUUUUGAAGCAAUUUAUACGUAUAACAAACAUAUUUACUGUUUAUGUCGGACAAUAAUCCCUCCUACGUGUUCUGGUACUUUGUAUAUAAAUUGUAUAAAUGUAAUCAUUUUGAUUCUCUAGCAUUAGAAUGAUGGUGCGUUCCGGUUGUGGUCGGAAGUUGGAUUUUCCCAGUUGAGGGGGCGGAUUUCCAAAAUCGGAGCACCUUACAAACCUUACCUGGCACGGUAUUCCAAAAUGGCUGCCACUCGUACAAACACUGCGACAUUUGCUGUUUUAGCGCUUGUGAUUUUUUGCGUUUCACAUUAAAUCAGUCGUACACACAGUCCUGUUCUUUUUUCUAAAGCGUGACGUGUUGCUACGCUGUUUUUGUUUUUACGCUGUUUCCGUUAUCGAGUGGUAUUGCUAACAUUGGCUAACGAUGGCUAGCCAAAGAUAUGUUUUGAUCAAUAGUGCCAAAAAUAAAUCCUGCCUACUGCACCUUUAACUGUGGUGCACUAGGUUCAGCUGCAAAGAAAUCACUCAAACCAGGAAAGAACCAGUUGUUAUUUCCAUGACAACCACAUCUGCAACACACCCAUAGUCACACACACAAUCAUUGUUGACUCACAACUAGAAGUUUGUGGGUCAGAAGAAAUGCAGAGAUUACGUUGGCAGACUUCAGAGAGACUCAGAUUCCUCUGGAGAUCGCUCAGGUAGCAGAGAGCCAUUAGCCUCGUAGCUUCAUUUAACCGAGCAGGCGGCUUGUCUUAUCAGCAGCAGCUUGAAAGAAUUCGGGAAAAACACGCCGGAAAAAAUUCCAUAGAGUUGAUACUCUGGAGAUAAAGUAUACAUGAAGCACUGGUUCCGCCCUGGAGACACUUCUCACUCACAGCGGCGGGAUUUCGGUCCAGAUGUCCGUCUCGUGUACCUCACGUUCUUCUCUUCAAAUGUUAGACUCUGUCCCACAGACGGUCAAUAAACAUGGACGUAGUUUUUCUGUUUUUUAAAAACAAACUCCUGUUGUGAAGCAUUAAGUUUAACGAGUUUUCUGGUUGACACCAAUUAUAUUGUAUUUUAACGAAAGCUCAGUGGCGCCACCUGCAACCAGGCUCCUAUUGGACGAUACCAGCUGUCAAUCACACAUGUUUUCUCGCCUGUGUUCUUCUCGUCUGAAGAAGAUCUGUUUUGUUCUCCUUCCUUUUGUGAAAAAAAAAACAUUUUGACAGUGGUCAAAAACAACAAAAACAU
Molecule: messenger RNA, 8278 nt
Organism: Solea senegalensis (Senegalese sole)
Lineage: Eukaryota; Metazoa; Chordata; Actinopteri; Pleuronectiformes; Soleidae
Product: A disintegrin and metalloproteinase with thrombospondin motifs 9-like
Exons: 39
Coding region: 274-6138 (1954 amino acids)
Biological process (GO): extracellular matrix organization; proteolysis
Molecular function (GO): metalloendopeptidase activity; zinc ion binding
Source: RefSeq, a predicted model, not a curated record